Messenger RNA from Podarcis lilfordi (Lilford's wall lizard), 16032 nucleotides. Lineage: Eukaryota; Metazoa; Chordata; Lepidosauria; Squamata; Lacertidae. The record is from the annotation of a GenBank genome assembly.
AGGGCUUCAGGGGGCGGGAGCCGGGGAGCCUCUCCCGCCUGCGACGCUUCCUCGGGGAGGCUGCUUCUCCGCCGCCGCUGCCGCCAGUGCUCCCGCCUCCUCGGCUCCCUCGGCAGCCAGCAGCCCGCACUUUGCCCCGGCUGUGCGUGUGCGGGAAUGUGGCGGCGAUCGCGAAGCGGAGCGCCGGACGCCGCCACCGCGCUCUGAUGGGCGCACACGCUGCGCGCUGCCCGCUCCGUCCCCUUCGCCCGCCUCGCUCGGGGGGCUGCCCGGAGGCGACCGCGCCAUGAAGAAGGAAGCGGCGGCGGCACCAGGGCGCAGCGGGGCCAGCUAGAUCUCCCCGGAGAAGGUAAGGGUCGCCUGGGAAAGUUUCGUGCCUGCGAGCGACAGACGGCUGCAACCGUCGCCUUUUUUGCUUGGGAAUAGUUCCACGCCAUAGAUAUAUAUCCCGAUCGCUUUUUAAAAACUAUCUACAUUCAUAGAUAUGGGUUUCUCUCUCUGCCCUCGUGAUCAGCGCCCUCUCCUUAGAGCGGUUUCUUUUUAAAAGUGCCGGAGAUGUCAAAGUUGGGGUGGUGGUGCGGGAAUUUCCUCGUCUUCCCCCAGGAAAAGGGGCUAUUUCCCCCAAAGGCUCUCCUUUCCGAACAAUGCAAGCGAAGCGAGAAUGGCAAACCUCAUUAAGAAAGCGCCAACUAGGGACUGCUUUCCCAAUGGAGCAAAAAAUACCUAGGUUGUGGAGAAGGCAUUGGUGGUGGGUUUUUUUUUUAAAGGGGGUGGCGUCCUAGUUCUAGAAGACCCCCACCCAUCCAUUUCCCAGCAGCUUUUGACUCAGGAGUCAAAAUGUCGAUGGCUGGACGCAGAACUGGGCUGUCCAAACGAGCGCACGGGAGCGCAGUCAAGCAGUGUGGGGGAAAGGGUCGUGGGGACGGCGUGUUGGCUCUGGAGUGGGGAAGGAGAGGAGCUCUGUGCAUGCCCAAGCGGUGUCUGGCCUUUGGGAGCAUUCUGCACUUGCUCCCGCUGAUCUGGGAACGAAGUCAGGCGCGGACUUCCGCGUUCGCGAGCGUUUUGGGUGGUGAGAAAGGGAAGCGAGUCUGCCGCCCUUUAGGCACGCAGGAAUAAUAAGAGCUGGUGGAGCAGGCAGGCAAAGGGCAGCAGGCGUCCUAGGAAAGAGGCUAGUCCGCAUUGUUCACAUGCCCCCUUUCUGUCAUUGCUGCGCUGUAAAUGGGCUCACAGCAGAUACAAAUACGACAUUCCAUAGCAGCCGAAAGCCUACAGGAAGACCACAGGAAUUGUGCAAGGAAACUUCACUCACAGGGUCUGCACCUUGGGCUUAGGUACCCAGCACAGUCGCCUUCUCAUGGUCCCCUUAUAACAGGGGAUGUGGAACUUGUGGCUCACCUCUCCAGAUGUUGUGGGACCACAGCUUCCAUCACUGACUAUUGAAUCUGCUAUCUGGGGUUGACGUAACCUGGAACCCAACAAUAUCUGAAGGGCCACAGGUAGAAAUAGAUGAAUCUGGUCAUUUCAGCCUUCUUGGUUUCUAAUUUUUCUAGCCUCAAAUUCAGCUCUCCACAUUUCCACAAUAAUCUGUGAAUUCGUCAUAUGUGUGUAUAUAUAUAUAUAUAUCCUCAUAAAAAUUAACCAGCAUUUUAGUUCGGACAUCUCCUAAUAAACACAAUAUUGUGUGCAGUUUUGAGUUGCUGCAAGCAACUUCCCCUAAUGCAAUACAUUUCUGUAUGCGGUUUUCAAGAAUAAGUGCAUUUUAAUGCACAGACCUCCCUAAUGUAUGCACUUUUGUACAUACUGUUUGGUUGGAGAACUGCAUUGCAAAAUUAGGAAAUGUGCGGGUUUCAAAGGAUGCCGUGCUUUCAAUCUGUAAAAUUUACUUUCUGAUCUUCCGUUCUCUCUAGCUCAGCCUUUGCUAACCUGGUGCCCUCCAGACACUACAACUACCAUCAUCCGCAGCCAGCACUUGUUGGCUGGAGCUAAUGGGAGUUGUAGUCUGACAACAUCCAGAGGGCAGCAGGUUGGUGAAGACUGCUCUAGCUUACAUUAUCCUUUAUGUCCUUUUGUCUCCUGGCCCCUCUCCCUCUUUUCCUUCCUGCCAUCUCUGAAUUCCAGUGAUGUGGAGCUUCUGCAAAAUUCCGAGAAUUCUCUGGAUUUCACUGGAUGGGAAAAUCUAGAAAACCUUGAAACCAAAAACUGUGUGUGAAGGUUUUCUGGAUUUCCCCUCCUUCCCUACGACCCAAUAUCCAGAAACUCUCUAGUGCCCUACAUCGUUUAAGGAUCUGUUUAUUUGACUUAAUUUCAGUAAACAACAACAAAAAGUGUGCUGUGUUAAUGUUAUGUGUUAUAUAAAUAAAUAUCUCAAAAUGUUUGGUGUUCCUCCCCCACCCCCAACAAGCUUUAUUUGGAAAAUAUUUUUGUUGUAAAUAUUUUAAAGAUUUGGCAACUCAACAUCAUAUACUUUCCUUACAUUGUUUCUUGGUUCCCCCGCUUAAAAUGUAGGCACAGAAAACUGUUCACAUACUAAUUUUAGCUGCAGCUCCUGUAAUGGUUAGAGUCCUGGACUAGGUCUUAGGAGAAAAAGUGCUCAAAUUCCACUCAGCCAUGAACUUCGUUUGGGUCAGUCACCAUCUUGACUUACGGGGUUGUUGUGAUGAUAAACCGGGGGCCAUUUGUGGCACCCCGGGCUCCUUGCAGGAAAAAUGGGUUAUAAAUAAUAAUAAUAAUAAUAAUAUUAAAUAAUAAAAAAAUAGAAGAGGAACCCCCCCAACAAAGGUAACCGCAAUUUCGAAAGUGCCUUGUUUGACUGGCCUCACAUUCAUUUUGUGAUUCUACUGACAGCACAAUCCUAACCAUGCCUGCUACCAUAUAAGUCCUAUUAAAUUCAAUGGUGCUUACGCUCAGAUAAGUGGGGUUAGGAUUGCAGUCUAAUUCAUUUUAUGGGGGGGUGGAGAGUCACCAGAAAAAAACAGCAACCCAAUAUUAGCCAGUAUCACUGGUGCAGUCCUGAUUCAUAAGCUUCAGUAGAGGCUGUCCCCCCCCCCCCAACUAUUUUCUGUUGGGUCAGGAUUGCAACAUCUGUGCCUUCCCCUUUGUUUGGCUUGACUAAAUUUGGAACAUAUUCUCUUCCCCACCUCUUGAUUCUGUCAUUUCUGUUCUGACCCCCAUUUGGUCUUUGCUAUCACUUCCUGGUUUUGGCUCUUUGCUGACGGCAAACCAGACUGGGAAGUGAAGUAUCCACAGUGCAAGAAGAGCUAGCUGAGGAAGAAAAUCAGCCUGGCUCCCUGGAGAUGGUUGAAACCACCAUAGCUCAUGUUGGCUGAAUUUGCAGGUGAACCUCAGCACUUCUCCAUCUUCCUACCUGGUGCGUGGGAUACCAGUUGGAAACGCAAGCUGCUUUGACAGAGGGGUGGGGGAAGCGUGAUAUACUGCUGUCUUGGAUAGCUAGCAAGUAAAUAAUGCCUCUGCUAAAUUUUGCUUUGCUUUGCACUGAAUUCAUACUGCUCUGUUCAGUUUGGAACUGCCGUAUGUGUUUUUCAAUUACAGUGGUUGCAUUUGUUUUUUUUUUAUAAUUGCAUAUUCCUUAUGGCACCUUAUGGUGAAGGGCAGGUGAGACGUUUUAGAAACAAAUUAAAAUGUGGCAUUGAGGGAAAGGGCCGUAGCUCAGUGCUAGAACAUCUGCUUUGCAUGCAAAAGAUCCGGGUUCAAUCCUCAGCAUCUUCAACUGGGGUUGGGAAAGGCUCUUUGCUGAAGGCAUGGAGAGCUGGGUGGCACAGUGCUCUGAGUCGGUGUAAGGCGGCUGUCAAUGAGAGGAAGGGAAAUAGCAGAGAAAGCUGAGGAAAGAAGCUCAACAAUGUUUUGUGAGUAAGGCAGAAGCGGGGAACUUGCUGGGGUAGGGGAGAACUGCUACACCAGCUUCCAGGCCGUUUUUGGGUCACUGGUGCUUACUGGGAGGGGAAAGGGUGAGGCAGCCAGCAAUAAACAACAGCAGGCCACCUGCCGGACAGCUAGCAUAGCAGCUCUGUGCGCACCCCCCCCCACCCCGUUCUGGAAUUAUGGUAUGCCAGGGCCUGUUCGCACAGCCAUCAGAAUAGCAACUAGCUAACACACUUGGGCAAAUUCACAAGAACUGUCAGCACGCCAAAAGAGUCAACUCACAGAAGGUUUACAGUUUAACCCCCUUCGCAUGGAUCUGUGGUAAGUGAAAACUGCACGAUGGACAUUCAUUUUUUGGUUUCUUGAGUCAAGAUAUACACAAGUCUUUUGCCCAUGCCCUCCACUUUUUGGCUCCUCCCUUCACCACAAGCCACAAUUAAACCAGGAAGUCUCUACUUAACCAUAGUUUCUUGUUUUGUCUGAACCAAAACUAUGGUUGAUGGCUUCAGAACAGGCCAGAAUAUGAAAUCAUGGCUUGAAGUUGAGUUAGCCAGAUAGUGUCGAUGUUUUGGACUACAACUUCCAUCAGCCCCAGGCUGAUGGAGGGCACCGUGAGGACUUCUCUGGUUUAAUAGCUGAGCUUGUUCUGAAGUUGUAGGUCCCCGGUUCAGAUGAACAGGAAAAGUGUGGUUUUAGAAGCUUCCUGAUUUAACCGUGGCUUGCGAAAAGGGAGGAGAUGUGGUGCUUCUUGUGUGAGCAAAAGGCUUAUAAAUAUCUCAGCUUAAUAAGCCAAGAUAUGAUUGUCUGAACAGACUCAUGAAGAGGAGGCUGGAUCUUUUCCUGCCUUUUCCUUAGAUACUUUCUUUGUUUUCCUCCAGAGACGCUUGCUGAUACCAGGCCUCUAGAUCCAUCUAUGUGACUUUGCUGGAGAAACCAUGACCGAAGUCCUCCUGACCGCUGUUCUGAACGGGACUGAAAACCACUCGCUGGCUAGCAGCGGAUGGACGUCGAACAAUGUCACCAGCAAGUGCUUGCUGACCAAAACUGGUUUUCAGUUCUAUUACCUGCCUGCUGUCUACAUCAUAGUCUUCAUCACUGGAUUCCUGGGCAACAGUGUGGCGAUCUGGAUGUUUAUCUUCCACAUGAGGCCUUGGAGUGGCAUCUCGGUUUACAUGUUCAACCUGGCGCUGGCUGACUUCUUGUAUGUCCUGACUCUUCCUGCACUGAUCUUCUAUUACUUCAAUCAAACCGAUUGGAUCUUUGGGAACUUCAUGUGCAAGCUGCAGAGGUUCAUCUUCCAUGUCAACCUGUAUGGAAGCAUCUUGUUCCUCACUUGCAUCAGCGUGCACAGGUACACAGGUGUGGUCUACCCCUUGAAAUCGCUGGGGCGGCUGAAAAAAAAGAACGCCGUCUACAUCAGCACCUUGGUUUGGGGGGUUGUGGUCACUGGGAUUUCCCCCAUCUUCUUCUACUCUGGAACUGGGGAAAGGAAAGUCAAAACCAUGGCUUGCUACGACACGACGGUAGACGACUACCUACGAAGCUACUUCAUUUACAGCAUGUGCACCACGGUCUUCUUGUUUUGCAUCCCGUUCAUACUGAUCCUGGGUUGCUACGGAUUAAUCGUGAAAGCACUGAUUUACAAAGAUUUAGACAAUUCCCCGCUCAGGAGGAAAUCGAUUUACCUGGUUAUUAUAGUGUUGGCGGUAUUUGCUGUGUCUUAUCUCCCCUUUCACGUGAUGAAAAACUUGAAUCUACGAGCCAGGCUGGAUUUCCAGACUCCAGAAAUGUGUGCCUUUAACGACAGGGUUUAUGCCACUUACCAAGUGACUCGGGGGCUGGCGAGCCUCAACAGCUGCGUGGAUCCUAUUCUGUAUUUCUUGGCUGGAGACACGUUCCGAAGACGGCUGUCGAGAGCAACCAGGAAAGCUUCAAGAAGGAGCGAGCUCAACGUGCAGUCAAAAAGUGAGGAUAUGACUCUCAGCAUUUUAUCCGAGUGUAAACAGAAUGGAGACACAAGCUUGUGAAUAACAGUUUAAUUUUCCUUUUGCAAGCAAGCAAGCACUCUCAUCCCCCUUUCCCUUAUCCCCACCCUUCAUUUUUAACCCAUGUAAGAAUCUAAAUUCUAAUUUUCAAGAAAACUUAACAAGCGGACAAUUUAUUUUGUUUCGUUUUGUUUGAAAAACAUGCCGUGUGAAGCUAGGAAAAACGUGGGGAAAGUAAGUGUCAAAUUCUUUAAAAAAUUAAAUGGAAAACAGUAUGGGAGGUUUCCGUUCUUACCCUUUUAAUUCUGAAAGAAUAAUGUAUCUGAUAGUCUGGUACACACAACAAAUGCAGUGCAAACCCUCAGAAAAGGCGUCUCCUUGACUUAAGAGUAUGAGGAAUGCCCGUGGAAGGUGAAUAUUUCUUUAAGGCUCUAAUCUAUUCUCCAGCUUCCAGUUCCCUUGCCUGUUUCUGCCUUGCUGUGGUUCUGGAAAGGGCAGUGUCUGUAGGGGACCAGUCCCAGUCAGGGAUAUUGCAGACCCCCUCCCUGAAUGUAGGUCUUUUUAUUGAAAACAUCAACGACAAAAAAGCCCUUUGAUUUGCAGAGAUACCAAGGAGGCUGAUGGCGUUCUACACAGCUGAUCGAUGAGAAGUAAGCCUGGUGCUUAUUUUAUUAAAGUUGAAUUUUGUUUAAUAAUUAAGUAAGGUUGGAACAUAUUAGAUGACUUGAAUUUGUUGUUUGGUAUUGACUUCAGGUCCUCCUCCUCCUCCUCCCUUCCUGCAUGUCCCGAUAAGCUUCCUCAUCACAGGAGUUCUGGAUGUAGACAUGUGUUCCUGGACCGCUCUCUUAAGCACUGCCGAAAGCACAAUGCGAGAAAGGCCACGGGUUAGUAAUGGUCUGUUGGCAAUUAUUUCUUUGCGAUUCUAGCAAGUUGGUCUAGCAGAGCCAGUCGUGUGUUUUCCCCCCACUCUCGAAUCUGGGCUCGUGCAGAGGACCAUCUGGUCACGGCGCGUUCGUGGGAAACUGCUGGGCAUGGUGGCUCCCAAACUAGGACAAUCUGGUAGCGUUCACCCAUCACCAUAUGCAGGGUUCAAGUUUUCAGCAUGUGUUGGAAAACAUGGGGGAAGCCGUACAGCCCCAAAUGCACUGGAAACCUAGCUCCUUUGUGUGAUGUUGGAUGUGACAGCAAGCUUGGCACAGGCUGGGCUUCUCUCAUGCAGGCUUCUGAGAUGGUUUGACCAUGGGCUUGAACCUUCUUUGAAUAGAUCUUCCCUGUUACCAUAUAGGGAGGGUUCUUCUGUACAUAGAGGAGAUGAUUACUGAAAAUGUGAUGCCCCACCUCAAUAAUAAUUAGAAGUCUGACACAGAGAGAGAGAGAUUAGAUUGUAAGAAUUAGUGCUGUCAUGUUCCCUGAAAGGUUAACAAAUCUAUAAACAUAGCAGAUGUACAGUACCAACAGCCCCAAGGUUACACAGAACUUGCAGCUCCUUCUCAGCCGUUUAGUACACAUCUAAUGGGCACAUCAGAACACUGUUAGGUUUUGGGGUUGGUGCAAAUUCUCCAAUAAUUUAACCUAUCUAGUUGGCAGUACCUGUAUUUUUGUCAACAUGAAGAAUUGCAUUUGAUUUAUUUUUAGCCCUAAUUUGGAUUUCUCCCUUUUUAACAUACAGCACUUUGCAUGACAAUAGCAGUUUUCCUGGCAUUUAAUGCUCUUUUCUUCUUCUUAGGAAAAAGAAACUGUCAUUAAUUUUCAUGGGCGGGGGACGGGGAGAGGAGUGCCUCAUCUAAAUGUAUAAAAGAUUUACAUCAGAUUCAGAAAGGUCUGGUUGAAUGAUGGCCUUCCCUACCUUUUCCCAAUGCCUGACAGUGAUCUGAGAUGGCUUCAUCACCACCCCACCCCAAAGAUUUCCACACGUGGACAUGACAUUUGGAUUUAGGAACUUAGGAAGCGGAGUUUGGCCAAGGUUUCAUCAAGCUCAGUGUUGUCAACACUGCUCAGCUGUGGCUCUCUAGGAUUUCAGGCAAGAUCCAAUCCUUCUUGGAAAUACUGGGGAUUGAACCCAGAAUCUUCUGCAUGCUCUACCCCUUGCCCAACACAAUCUUAUUGAAUUCUCCAUUUCCAGCUUACUUGGGUUUUUAGGGAAAUACUGUUCUCUACAGCUCUUUUCAAGCAUUCAGAAACAGGCUGCGAUAACCGUGCACUAGAAAGGAGUGCUAUGGCUAAGAGAAAGGUAGUGGGGAAGAUGACCUGAAAUAGGCCAAAAACAAUGUAUCAUGCAAGCUGCCAACUGAUGCAGGAAUCCCAGUCCCCGAUAGAUUCAAAACACAAAACAGUUUGGAUUGAAAAUAAAGCCUUAUUUGCUUCAUUUAAUCUACCAAAAUGUAUCUGGAAAAAAUGUUCUGCUGCAGCAAGCAGUGCUUUGAAUUAUUACAAAAUUCUUUCUGUAUAAAAUAAAGAGGAUACGUAAUCUCAUAAAUGGCUUGAACAAAUCCUUCCAAAAAGACUGUGGUUUACAGGAGAGGUAAAAAUAAACUAUUUACAUCUUGCUUAUUAAUUUCCAAAGGCUGAGGAUGAGCAGAAAGGGAAUUGCUCUGAAUAAUGGCAGAGUUACAAAUCAGCUUAAAUUCAUAAAUGCAAAAUCUACUGAACCUGCAAAAUCUGUUUAUUUAACUUAUUUCUCGAGGAAGGCAAUGGCAAGCAAAGAGCUAUCUCGUGCGUUCACAAUGCUCCUUGAUUCUACACUUAAACUCUGAAUUGGGCAUUGUUGAGUGAAGGGAUAAUGAGAUGCAUCAUUAAGGCUGUGGUGCUGAGCUCAAUUACUUGGGAGUAAGCUCCCUUGGAUCCAAUGAGGCUUACUGCUAAGUAAAUAUGCGUAGGCUUCCACUGCAACCUCUCUCUUGUUUUAUAAGAAACUAUAAAUUAGAAUUGUGCAAGGCUUCUGUUCAAAUGUUGACAUGUAUGCAUGUCAAGCUCUAGCUUAACAAGCAAUCUGAAUAAAAUGUAAAAAGCCAAGAAAAUUUAGAAGCGUGGUAAAUAAGUGGAAGUCUUCUUUUUAAUUAAUUAACCUCUUGUGAUUAGCUGUUUAGAUUAAGGUUCGGGGAGAGUGUCAGGAAACAUGGAAAACCUUUCCCUGCAUCACCGAGAAACAUGUAACAUUAAACAAUUCCCUUAAACCAAAUUGAACUGAGGCAUGCCUUGCUGGGCACAGCAAUUGAAUUAAGGGUACAAUGGUGGAAUGGAUUUUUUACUCUUUGGAAUGACUUUCUUUUGCUACAUUUUUACAUUCAGCUAUCUUUCACGUACUUCUGUUUUCUGUUCAUUGUCGUGCUCCGUACAAUUAGUCAAUGGAUGUUGGGGUGUAACAUUCUUAUAAUCUGCUAAUCCCCCCCCAAAAAAAAUACUGCAAAAUCUUUGUGUGUUUGCGUGCAGCACCCUAGUAUUAAAUCACAGUGGUUCUCUAUUUAUACAUUAGAGCCCCGAUCCAGCAAGAGAGACUCUCAUGUGGAAGCAGGUUUCCCUUUGUUGAUCUUCUUUUAGACCAAAUCCUUCAUGAGUCACAAGACCUGCAUGGAUACUUGCAGGAUCAUUGAAGCCAACACCAAGCUUGCCAUCCUCUAAAAGCACCAAUCAUCUGUUUUGGGUGACAAAGAUGAAUCUGGGUCCCCCUAUCAAAUUUAAGCUAUCAAGACCAAUGCCACCAUCUGUGUAGGUACAUCCUGGGAAAUCAUCACGUCCAGCAGCCUCAUGCUGAACAUGAUGGUCUCUCAGUUGGGGCUGCUGUCCUGAAGAGCUACAACCCCAGAGGAUCAACUGCAUCUUGAUGGCAUGGCCUAUUCUGAAGGUCAAGAUACAGGUCUCUGGAAAUACAAUAUGCCACACCUGUCUAGAAAUAUCUGCAUACAGAGGAGGGGUUUUUUUAACCUUCUUUUUUCAAUAGCCCCUCUCAUCUGUGCCAUAUUAGAAGUUGGUUUCUGAAAUCCCACUGAGUUUCAGAAAGAGCUUCUGAAACCAUGGAGGUCAUUAAAAAAACAAAUCAACAUCCCUUCUGAGCACCAGUCAGGCAGAUCCUAAGAUCCUACAGGGAGAUGCUACAAAGAAGGUCAGAAUUAAGACUUCAUAUUCUCCCAUAUAACAUUAUCUCUGUCAUAAAACAAUUUCAGGAUCCAGGUGCCAGUGAUACUUUAUUAGAUGCCCAGGCAAUCAGAUGCCCAAUAUUUUAUUUUGAUUAUUUAUUCCUCCUGCAGUUCUUUCUGACUUCACGAAGUGCUUUAUGAUCCUGACCUCGCUUCUCUCCCCAACUGUCUUUCAAGGUAAUUUGGGUUGAGGGACAGAGACUCCCUCAAGACCGCAAAGUGAAAUGGACAGCUGUGGAGAGAUGCAACCAAUGUGGGGCUCUGGUACCUCAACCCCAAAUGGUUCUUCUGGGAUAUCAAAUGAUGUGUAAAGUACCUGUUAGUUAUUAAUCCUUUCUGUUAUUACUGCUUUGAAAGGUCAUAGACUUGGAGAAUUGGAAGGAACCAAGAGGGUCAUCCUGUCCCCUGCAAUGCAAUGCAGGUAUAUUUUGGCCUAAUGUGGGGCUCAAACCCACAACCCUGAAAUUAUGAAUCUCAUGCUCUACCGACUGAGCUGUCUGGUUGUCAUGCCUAACAUAAGCUUACCGUCAGUUGCGGUCAUCCAGCAUUAGCUUGCCUUUUCCCAGUGAAUGCUGCUGACCAGCAGGAAGCAGCAGCAACUGCUCCUUUCCACUAAUCUGCUGUUGCUGUUUAUUCACUCAGAGGCAGUGGAGGUUCGUGCCCAUUGGGGACUGGUAGGGUGGACAGUAGGGAGGCCAACAGUAGGUGGCACCAGAGCAAACAGCAGGUAGCACCACAGCCAAUGAUAGGCAGAGGGAGAGCCAACUAGUUCCAGGUUUUGCCCCAUUUCCCUUGCGGAGUUCUUCCAAAUAAGGCAACACAGACUAAGGAGGAGGAGGAGGCAGCCAAUGCUACCCCCUAGAUAUGCUGCAGGUAAUGAUGUAAGCAGAUGGGAGCUGGCUGAAUACAGAGUGAUCUUGGUGGGGCAACCUCCACUGAACAGAGCAGACAAACAGGAAGCUAUUGCGGUGAAAGGAAGUGGCAAGAUCUGGAGGCUGUGGGGUCUCUGCUGGGCCGUGAGGCUCAGUACAUGGCCAAUGUUGCUGAAGCUUGACAUCAGCCUUGAUGGAUGCUUCUUCUUCUUCUUCUUCUUCUUCUUCUUCUUCUUCUUCUUCUUCUUCUUCACCUAAAAGUAUGCAGUGGAGACCUCCUCUUUCUAUUCACCCCAAAACAUCCUUUAGAGCAAGGGGGGGAUCUGUAGCCCUUCAGAUGUUGCUGGACUCCUAGCCCCAUCAUCCCUACGCCUUGGUUAUGUCAUUGGGGCGAGUUGGAGUCCAACACUGCAUGCAGAAUCAUAGGUUCCCUACCUGUGCUUGCAAGACUGGCCACAUGAGGAAAGGAGCAUUUUUAUUUUCCUGGUUUUUGAGGACUUACCUGCACCACAGACUUAAGCUCUGUCCAUGUGUUCAGAAGACCAUGUGCGGGUACGCAUGAAGUGUGUUGGAGGAGAGGAUAAUCGUGCCUUCCCUGCCUGCCCCAGCCCAACAUUCCUGCAUUGAACAGCGAAAUCCGAAAGGGCGGUCUAUUGUGCAUUUGGCUGGAGACACCUCCCUGCAUUAUCAAAGUUCCCAGCUUCGAACAGCUUCUAAGGAUGCUCAGCUGAGCAGCACCCUCCAGUCAUUCCUGCUCAGCAUAGGAAUGUUGUGGGCAAGGCAGCAGGUGUACCCAGCCCAUAAGCGGACACUUGGGGUGAGACUAGAGCAUGCCUGCCCUUCACCCCCUUGAUAUCUACCUCCCUUCUUGAAUGCAUGAGGAAGGUCUAUGCUCACUGAAUCAUCAUUGCCUCCCUCAAGGGAACCCUGGGAACUUCGGUUUUGUGAAGUGGAGUUGGGAUCUCCAACUGCAACUUCUCAGCUAACCAAACGACAGUUCCCAAGCCAGUGUGGUGCCAUGGUUAAGAGCGGUAGUCUCGUAAUCUGGUGAACAGGGUUCGCUUCCCCGCUCCUCCACAUGCAGCUGCUGGGCUAGUCACACUUCUCUGAAGUCUCUCAGCCUCACUCACCUCACAGAGUGUUUGUUGUGGGGGAGGAAGGGAAAGGAGAAUGUUAGCCGUUUUGAGACUCCUUAGGGUACUGAUAAAGUGGGAUAUCAAAUCUAAAUCCAAACUCUUCUUCGGGGAAUGUUUUUGGUGUAGAUAUAUACCUCUGACUGAAAGCCUUGAUUUUGCAAGACUGUCUUUCAGAAGCACCUUUUCUGUUGUGCAUUAUUUCCAAAAUAGAAAAUACUUGAGGCAACCCUUAGAAGUCAAGAGGUAUAAAUAUUCUGAAAGGGAGAAGUGGACAAUUGUGACUUAUAUAAAAGUCUAUCCCACAGAGCCCCGUGGAAUACUUGCUAUGCUUCCAUGCUGCUUGGAGAAUAUGAGAAACAAAUUUAUACAUUUAUGAGAAAUUCAAGUACUGAGGAUGAACUGGUGAUUACUUGAGAAAGUUCAACAGUCUGAAACUCAUGUGCCUUUUUUGCAUUUAAAAUGUAAUUAGUUGGAAUGCAAAGCUAGACGGAAAGUACAGGGUGAGAGCCUCAGUGUUUGCAGAUUUCCUGGAUGUGCUUGGUUUUCAACUGGUAGAUGAAACGAGCAUUUGGAUUUAUUCCAUGAAUAUGGAAAAGCCUCACUCUUUGCUACUGCAGGAGAACCACAACAUCAAAGGUAGUUAAUUUCACAGAUUUAUUUUAACUCUUUGAAUAUUGUCCACAGAUUUAUUUUAACUCUUUGAAUAUUGUCCACAAAGCGCAAAAGAAAUCUGGAUUAGGGAACUCUGCACAGCUUGACAGGAAAAAAAACAACACCUGUCAUGUGAAGGUUGACCCUUAGAUUAACCUGCAUUAUUUCUUUCAGAUGGGGAGAAUAUUGUUUCACUAGAUUUUGAGGACUAGCUAAGGAGCAGUGCUCUUGUAAGGAACCACAAUUUCUUAACGUUGCCUGGAAGAUUUGUAGCCAGUUAAGCAUCUUGGUUGAACAGGCAACUGUUCAGUCUUACCUGUGAUUUAAUGUUGGUGCUGACAUACCCCCUUAAUGGUGGGGGUUUGUUCUUGGGUGAUGAGCAGUCUCUUUAUUUUUCCAUGGUAAAAAAGAGCCCUGUUUCAUAAGUUCAUUUAGAUGAACGUCAACUACAGAUUAAUAUUAGGCAGACUGAGCAGAUUCGAACUUUUAAGCUUUAUUUACUAAACGCAAAAGUUUGCUAAAUUAGAUCCUUCUUUAGGGUAGGGGUUAAGAAUGUUUUUAGCACAAUGGGCCUGAUAAUUAUCUCCUCUGUACCUCACGGGCCAGGUUUGGCAGGUGGGUGGAGCCACGCACCUGUCAAUCACCUGACAUCACCAGUGAAAUGCGCUUUGCAGACAUGGCAGAUAGACUGAUUGGUAGUGCCUGAAAACACCCUUUUGGAUUUUGGUUGAGCCAAGUUUUUUUCCUGCCCCACACCUGGCUUCCUAUAUGACAUCAGGUAUAGGGCAGGUGGGGGUGGCUUGGCUGAAAUGGUCUUGCAGGCCAAAGGGCUUGUAGGCCUUAAGCCCAUGACCCUUGCUCUAGAGCAGGCACGUCCAACAGGUAGCUCGUGAUCUACCAGUAGAUCACUGGACAUCUGUGGUAGAUCACUGGUAGAUCACUGGCUCCCCCGAAAGAAGCUCAACAACUUUGGCUCCCCUAAAAAUGCUCAACAUUUUAGCCCUACACUCCCCCAAAACAGGGCUUUCCUCUCUUCAGAGUUGGCCACCCCUGCUGUAGAGGAUGAAAAAAAUUCUAAUGCAAAUAUUCACAAUUUUCCAGAAAACCCACAAAAAUAGUGGAGAGAAGAAGGCUUCUUACCUCUCCACAUUACAUGUGUACCUGCACUAAUUAAAACUGUGGGUUGUUUUGUAUGUGUGUGUGUGGAGUGAAUGUUGUUACCCUUUUGAGAUUCUGCAGGAUUCCAUAGGAGAUUUAUUACAUCCUAGUCAUAUUUAGCUUGGCAUUACAGUUAGCCGUGCCAAUGGGAAUAGAGAAGUGUGUUUUGCCCUGUCUGACCAUAGUGCAAUGUGCAGACUGUUGAAUCUGAAUGAAACCCGAAUUCAAAUCCCUCUCCAGUCACUGGGUUGCCUGAAACCUCCCUUCUCCUACUAUUCCACCCCACAGGCUUGUGGUAAGGACAAAGAGAGGUUAUCAUUGUAAAGCACUUCAGACACUGAAGGAACUGCAUGGACUGCAUGUUUUCCAAUAAAAGCAAUUGAAUUCAGACAUAGUCUGUUCUCAGAUUAGUGCCUUGAGUGGAGCUUUAUAGCAGAGCAAUACCCUCCCCUCCUCAGACUACAUUCUGCUUUCCAGUAUCUUGGCAUCCAGGCAUUUUUACUCCUCAGUGAGCAAAGUAUAUGAAACCUCAUUUGUUUGCCUUAGCCUCGGAGAUAUGGAAAAGAGCUGUAGCAAUAUGACUCCCUUUGCGUUCACAAAACAGGUUACACAUCCGUGUCCCUUUAAGCCAGAUGGCAUCAUCUUGUCUACUGUAGAGAUAGGAAGCCGAAGUGAAGUUCAAUUGCCCAGGGAUGUUCAGUUAGGCAGCAAUAAAACUGGGAAACAGAGUUGCUCAAUUCUCCAGAGCAUGCUGCCUCAUGUGUAAAAGCAUUGGGAGGAGGUGAGUUUCCCAUGCAUAAAUAAAGAGCACAAUUUAGCUGUCCAAACAAAAGGUGUGUGGAAGACACAAAAAUGCCAUAAACCUGCAGCACAGGGGCUUGGCUGGAAGUAUUUCAUUGCUCUUACCUUUGUUAUAUUCAGAUUUAACUUCCUCACCAUAAUCCAGAAACUGUGGGGUUUCACAUUUAAAUGGUUUCCUUUGCUAUUGGUACACAGGCAUAGCCGGUUCAUAGGAACGCUGCCUGUAUGUUUUUAAUCACCAGUGACCAUUUAGUUUCUCAGACUGUAUCUGUUAAGAAAUAUAAUGUCCGGGGUGUAUUUUUUUUUAAAAUCAGCAUCACCAUUUCAAACAAAUAUGAAGGAAGGGGGGAAAAGUGUGAUUUAUGUGCUAAAUGUUUUGCAAAUUUGGACUUUAUAGUGUGUUUCAAGUGCAUAUGUGAAAAUGUUUUAUUUUUCUACCAUUCUGUAAUAUUGUUGAGUAACUCGAGAUUUAUUUGUGGAUAACAGUGCCAUUUGGUUUGAUUUGCCUACAGAGACAGUGUUACUUGAUAUUUAAGCUCCUCAGGUUCUGUUGUGGAUUGAAACUAGUAGUCGUUUGGGGGAAACAACAACUAACUGUGCAUAACUCUCAUGAAUAAAGAGAAAAAAACAGAUUGUCCUUUUUUUUUUUUUGUAUAAAGCACUGUGUUGGUUGCAUGCAGUUUUUGUAUAAGGCAUGCCAAUAGCAUCUUGUAACUUUUUAGUGACAGUAGAACUGCACUGCCUCCACAAGUCACUAGUAUUGUACUGAGCUACUUCAAGAGCAAAAAAAUAAAUAAAAAUCAAAUAAAGUGAUGGUACACUGAUGUGUUGGCUGCUAUGUUAUUACAACCAACCAACUUGCCUUGAGACCAGGAAUAUUUGCAAGUUCCAGUUUAAAAGGUGUGGAUGCUAAAAUAGAAGGAAUUGGAAAGCUUCUGAGCAGUACUGAUUUGAAACCCCUUCUUUUCAGACAAGUGAAUCAGUCACUCGGCAAGGCUAUCAAUUAUGUCAUUUAACUCAAGGGCUGCUGCUGCUGACCUGACCUAGUUCUUUAAGGGGGUAAAAGUGCUAUCUAUAGAAGUCAACAUUUUAUACUUCGCAUGCUGGUAGAGCUCAGACAGAACUGUAACUUAGGGGUGUUUACACACAAUUCCUCCCUCCCUGACUGCUGAAUGCUGACGAUGGGUGCCCUUCACACAGACUCUGGAGGGAAAGGUUUUCCCCUAUUACUAUGCAAAAACUAUAGCCCAAGGAAGGUGAUAUUCAUAUGGGUCCCUGUACAUCGUAAAUAACAUAUUAAACUACUGUGAAUAGUAGCCUGCUUUAAAAAACCUGUUCUUUUUGUUAACCCGCAUGCUAAGGGGUGUACAUUCAUGUUUGUUUGUUUUUUAAAAAUAAAAAUGAGGCUUCAUUCGUC